This is a messenger RNA of Linnemannia hyalina, 312 nucleotides long. The record is from the annotation of a GenBank genome assembly. NCBI's taxonomy places the organism in Eukaryota, Fungi, Mortierellomycota, Mortierellomycetes, Mortierellales, Mortierellaceae.
AUGGCUCAGCCGCAAGAAUAUUCAACUCCAUCCUUAAACAGCAAUGUCUACGGCGUCUACAGUCAAAACAAUAAUGAUGGGUACGGCGACAAUGACGACGCGGACAUGUCUUCCUCUAUCAUGAGCUUCGACCAGCCAAACCUCAACGAGAUUGCCCUUCAAACGGCCUUGAUGGCUUCCGAUCCUGCAUUAGAUAUCGACAUGCAAGAUGAUGCCCAUGAUGAUUACGACUUUGUUCACGACUACGAGAAUUUGUACAUGCCCGACAUCGUUGAGUCCUUCGACGAGCCAGAUCAGGACGACGUCGCAUAA